UGGUAAUUUCAUAAUAUAAUAAACUAUAUCAUGGGUAAUUUCACAUUAUAAUUUAUAAUUAUUGUUCAUUGAGAAGUUUCUAAUUUUUAUGCACGUUAUAUAAUUAAAAAUUAUUCUUACAUAACAAUUUUUACGCUAUAAUUGUUUCAAAUUUGUGUUUAAUUUUCAUCAGAAUUUGAGAGCUCAAUUUCUUUCAGGUUAAGGAUCAAAAGCUUCAAAAUGAUCGAAAUCACUUGUAAUGAUAGAUUGGGAAAAAAAGUCAGAGUUAAAUGUAAUCCGGAAGAUACAAUUGGUGAUUUAAAAAAAUUAAUUGCAGCUCAAACAGGAACAAAAUGGGAAAAGAUAAUUUUGAAGAAAUGGUACACAAUUUUCAAAGAUCAUAUUAGAUUGGGCGAUUAUGAAAUUCAUGAUGGCAUGAACAUAGAACUUUACUAUCAAUAAAUACCUAUAAUAUAAACUGACUGUAUAUUUUUUUUUCUUAAGGCAUAACAUAAUUUAAUUAAUAAAGAUUACUUUUUAAAUAA
This is a messenger RNA of Aphis gossypii (cotton aphid), 524 nucleotides long. It is a transcript of the gene ubl, whose product is annotated as ubiquitin-like protein 5. The coding region runs from base 220 to 441 and encodes 73 amino acids. Gene Ontology annotation, molecular function: protein binding; protein tag activity. Gene Ontology annotation, cellular component: nucleus; cytoplasm. The record is from RefSeq and is a predicted model, not a curated record. The transcript has 3 exons. Lineage: Eukaryota; Metazoa; Arthropoda; Insecta; Hemiptera; Aphididae. Gene Ontology annotation, biological process: protein modification process; mRNA splicing, via spliceosome.